Molecule: messenger RNA, 882 nt
Organism: Oryza brachyantha (malo sina)
Lineage: Eukaryota; Viridiplantae; Streptophyta; Magnoliopsida; Poales; Poaceae
Exons: 1
Coding region: 195-566 (123 amino acids)
Source: RefSeq, a predicted model, not a curated record
AGUAAGCAAAGCAAAGCUCACUUAGUUUAGUCCAAUGGCAUGCGGAUGAAGAACUCCCCAAAUUGUCUGGCCAUUCUCUCAUCAUUAUUCCUUUAAAUACCACACACACAAUUCGAUCCUCUGUGAUCAAUCCAUCAUUCAUUCUUUGCCUCUUAAUUUCGAUAUCAUCACAAAUCUCCUACAAAUUCAUCAUCAUGGGAAAUUGCUUAGUGAUUCAAGACAGUAGGAGCAAGGAGAUCAAGAUCAUGAGUAUGGACGACGGCGAGAUCCUGAAGCUGCCGCCGCCGCCGCCGCCGUCGUCGUCGUCCCCACUCAACGCCCGGGAGGUGCUAGGAGUCGUCUCCGACGGCGUGCUCCCGGCGGCCGCCGUGGUGAGGGUGAAGCUGGUGGUCAGCAAGCAGGAGCUGAGGAAGAUGCUGCUGCUGCACCACGACGGCCUCUCCAUGGAGGACAUGGUGUCGUCUCUCGUGCAGAAGGAAUUGGCCGACGAAGCAGACGAUGAGCAGGAGAGCUGCAGCGCGUGGCGGCCUACCCUGCAGAGCAUACCUGAAGGCAGCGUGUUCUAGCUUCAUGACAUCCUCUUCAUGCAGAACAAAUAAUCAUGAUGCAUGGAUGUGUAUAUAUAGCUAUCAAUUUUACGGUUAUUAAGGAGAUACUAAAAUUUUAGUGCUAGGUAUCAAAUUUUACGCUAAAAUUUUAGUACCUCUCGAGGACUAUAAAAUUGCUCAUAUACAAUAUAGAAUACAUAUCAUUUUGGGAUUUGCAAUAAGUUUGUGUUAUGUAUGUAUGUAGCUUAUGAAGUUAUGGACAACAAGAGAAGUCCAUAUAUAGAUUGAUUGAUUGAUAGAUAGGUAUCUACUACUACUAUAAAAGGGAGUAGUG